Molecule: messenger RNA, 6643 nt
Organism: Cloeon dipterum
Lineage: Eukaryota; Metazoa; Arthropoda; Insecta; Ephemeroptera; Baetidae
Gene: Sema1a
Product: semaphorin 1a
Exons: 12
Coding region: 328-2703 (791 amino acids)
Biological process (GO): positive regulation of cell migration; neural crest cell migration; negative chemotaxis
Molecular function (GO): chemorepellent activity; semaphorin receptor binding
Source: RefSeq, a predicted model, not a curated record
CAACAAAAACGUCACUUCCGCGAACAUAACACCAUUGAUUGCCAGUCUCGGCUAUCGAUUAUUGAAGACAAGUUCGCAUGCAGACUCGGUGCUGGCCAGUUUUCGUGGGGAAUGCGUGGCGGUUGGUGCGAAAGGAGGCUGCGUCGGCUGUGCUAGUGGCCGCUGCUGCCGUGGCCGCGGACGCAGUUCGCGUCGUUGCCGAGUAAGGCCAGGCCGUCCUUCGGUCCCGAGGCGAGUAUCCCUCGGACUAUGGCACUAGCACCACUGCUCCCGCUCGGACACCUCGCUAGCUCGCCGUUGGUGCACAUGCAAUAAUCGAGAAGGAAAAUGAGUGCGAGAGACAGUGCACUACCGCUGCCGGCGCCGCUGCUGCUGCUGCUGCUUUCGGCAACGUGCAGCCUCGGUUGGGCCGCCUGGCAGGAGAAUAUCCGGCCCAAGAUGUACGUCCAGCUAGGUGCAGAGGACGUUUAUCGCUUCACGGGCAACGACACCCACACCGACUACUUCCGCCUGGUCGUCCACGACGGGCACAACCUGCUGGUCGGAGGCAGGAACCUCGUGCACAACCUCAGCUCUGCGGAUCUGACCGAAAUUCAGAGACUAACCUGGUUCUCGCCCGAGACGGACACGAAAAUGUGUACGAUGAAGGGCAACGAUGACGAGAAAUGCCAAAACUACAUUCGUGUCCUGACGAAAAUGUCGGCAGGCCGCUACCUCAUUUGCGGCACAAACUCCUACAGACCAUUGUGCCGAGAAUACUCCAUUCAGACUUCGGGGUAUCUGAUGGAGAAGGAGAAGCUGGGGCAGGCGGUGUGUCCGUACAGCCCCAACAUCAACAGCACGGCCGUGUUCGUGGACGGCGAGCUUUACAGCGGCACCUACGCCGACUUCUCGGGCACCGACCCCAGAAUUUACCGAGACCCUCUGCAGACUGAGCAGUACGACUCCAUUUCCCUGAACUCUCCUAAUUUUGUGAGCUCGUUUGCUCACGGUGAUUACGUCUACUUCUUCUUCCGCGAGGGUGCUGUUGAGUACAUCAACUGCGGAAAGUCGAUCUACUCGAGAGUGGCUCGCGUCUGUAAGUCAGACAAAGGCGGCCCACAACGCUUCAGGAGUGGCUGGACGUCGUAUUUGAAGACUAGACUCAACUGCUCUGUGCCUGGAGAUUUUCCUUUCUACUUUGAUGAAAUCCAGUCGACGUCCGACCUGAUUGAGGGCAACUAUGGCGGCGAGUCGGCCAAAGUGAUCUAUGGGGUGUUCACCACUCCACCCAACUCGAUCAGCGGCUCGGCUGUGUGCGCCUUCAACCUGCAGGACAUCUCGAAAACUUUUGAAGGGUCCUUCAAGGAGCAGACUGCCAUCAACUCCAACUGGUUGCCGGUGAAAACGGCCAAGGUGCCCGAUCCGAGGCCCGGCCAGUGCGUCAAUGACUCACGCACGCUGCCUGAUCUCACUCUCAAUUUCAUCAAAAUGCACCCGCUGAUGGACGAGUCGGUCAACAGCUUCUUCGGACAGCCCAUCGUCAUCCGCACAAGCUUCCACUACCGCUUCACGCAAAUCGCGGUGGACCCGCAAGUGAAGACGCCGGGCGGCAAGGCGUACGACGUGCUUUUCAUCGGCACCGACAACGGCAAGGUGAUCAAGGCGGUCAACGCUGAGUCGGCUGACAACCCAAAAAAGGUCAACUCGGUAGUGAUCGAGGAGAUUCAGGUGUUCCCGCCGAACGUAGCCAUCAGGAAUUUGAAGGUGGUGAGGGACAAGUCAGUGACGGAGGGCCGGCUGGUUGUCGUGUCGGAUGCCGAGAUCCAAGCCAUCAGACUGCACCGGUGUUACAGCGACAAAAUCAUCUCGUGUAGCGAGUGCGUUGCCCUUCAGGACCCCUACUGCGCCUGGGACAAGCAAGGCCAAAAGUGCAGGUCAAUGAACUCGGCCCGCUGGAACGACGAGAAGAGUUUCUACCAGAGCAUCGCCACCGGCGUCCACAGCUCUUGUCCAGCCAGCAAAAUCGUGGGGAAAGACGCAGGAAGCCUGGGCGGUUUGUCCUCAAGCUUCCCAAAGUCGUUCAGCCACGACAUGAGCAGAGGCGGAAAGGAAAUUCCAGACGGCGAGGUCAUUAACAUCAUGCAGGAUGAGCAGGACAGAAAUGGCCCUGAAGUCAGCUCGGCGGAGAGCACUAUUCCUCAGUACACGGUUGAGACUCUAGUCAUCGCAGUCGUGGCUGGAUCUGUUGCUGCACUCGUUGUUGGCUUCGCCACUGGCUACCUCUGCGGCAGGAAGUGCCACAAGGAUGACGACGACAACCUCCCCUACCCUGAUACCGAGUAUGAGUACUUCGAACAGAGACAAAAUGUCAAUAGCCGGCUGACGGUGGAGCCAAAGCUGCUGUCACAGGAAGAAGUGACGUAUGCGGAGCCGAUCCACAUCCCGCCGAGCAAGGUGCUGUCGCAGUCGCCGAAGGGGACGCUGCGCAAGGGUACGCACCCGUCGGCUCCUCCGGCGGGCGGCGCAGGCGCGGCCGAGACCAUGUUCCAAUUCUCGGACAACUACACGCCGCCGCCGCGCGACCCGUACGCGCACCAGCGCGGCCGCGACAACUUCGGCACGCUGCGCAGCCACAAGGAGGGCUUCAGCAGCCACAGGACGCGCAACCCCAUGGGCGACGGCUACAACACGACGCGCAGCGUCAAGAAGGUCUACCUCUGAGAGACGGAGGGGAGAGGCAGGUCGGGCACUCUGGGCGCAGUCAGCAGGAGACGCAAGGGUGGGGGCGGCGUCGGGGGCGUCCACCCCCUCGCCACCUCGUCAUGCUCCUCCUCGUCGUCUCCCUCCCCGCCCGAGUCGUCGUCGCCCUCUCCCCCACCCACGGGCUCACCGCCCCGCUCGCCGCACAGGGCGCCCUGCAGCUUCAUCUACCGCACCUAAACGAGCUGCCCCUUCCUCCCCUUCUCCUUCUACCCCUCCCCUCUCUCGACUCGUGACUUUUUCGCUGCUUUAUUGCCAUCCUGGACUUGAUCAAGUGCCAAGCUUAACGGUGGAUUUCAUGUUCCUUGGUUUUAUUUUACGCGCAGCCAGAAGGGGCGCGAAGAGGUGCGACACGUGCGGUUUUUUGGUCACUCUCAGUUUUAUUUUCUAGCCAAUCUAAUUGGCUCAGCUUUUACAGGAAGAGUGGAUAUUUAUAUUUUUGGUUGAGCCGCCACUCUUGAUGAUUUUCAAAGGCUGAUCUUAGUUUUUAAGACUUUUUUCGCACUGCCUACGUUUAGUUUUUUUUUUCAAUCUCUUGGCGCCUCUUUUUUUGAGAAAUUUUCGCCUAUUUCCUUCUCUCUAUUGCACUCAACCGACUUUGAGCAUGAAAUUUAACUAAAAAUAUAAAAAAAUAACCGCGACAACGCCGACGUCCGCUGCUCGCGAUGACGAAUGGAUCUUCUUUUUUAUAAAUAGAUAUUAUUAUAGCCUUAAACAAGCAAACAUGACAAAUGUACAUAUGGAAAAAAGAGUAAGAAACGAUCACUUGCUGUUGUUACCCACGACGUGUAACAAACGACAUCUUACUGUUAAUGGACUGGACUUAGCUGAAGGAGAAUAAUACUCAUUUUCACUCAACACCCAAAAGAAAUUAACACGCAAUAUGCGUUGAAUCGAACGGUUAUUACUACAUAGCGGAGAAAAUAUGUAAAUUUUUAUAUUAUAAACUCACAGUUGCCCUCAUACGUAUGUAUUUGAAGGGGGCGGACGGCGAGAGCAAGCAGAAUAACGCGUUUAUUAACUUAAUAACGUAGGAAUACGCGGUACUUUAGUGUUAAACGACGUGGCAGGAAAGAAGGUACAGAGUAGCGUAACAAAAAAAAAUAUCCGCGACCCCUGAGCUUCUAUCGUGGAUGUGUAGCUUCGUUAUCGACAUAAUUAUGUAAUCAUUGUGAGCCUAAUUGGUCAGGAAAAGAAAAAAAUGUUUGCCGUAUACACGAGCUGCUGUUUCUGCGCGCGGAUUUGCCUUGGAUGUUCUGCUGCUUUUUGUGUUGAACUCUGUGUGCUGGAGAGAAUCGAACGCCACUUGUUGUUUUCUACGAAUUUCCAUUAUUAACUGCAUGCGAUCGGUGUACAGAAGAUAAAACAAUAGGUGUCGGUCACAGUGACACGUGAUAUAUUUUGGUAUGAUGAUUUUUUCGCGCAGCCGGCAGAAGAUGUGUGUCUUGAAGGCGUUUAAAAUUAAAAUACUCACUCAUUCAAGUUCAGGGGUCAAACAUUUGCACCAUUCACCACGGGGAGAAUAAAUUUUUAACAGUAUGUACCAAAGAUGAUUUUAUAUAAAAAAAAUAUGAGAUAUAUACACACACAGCAGCGUAAGUUUGGGUUGUUUCGAGAGAUUAUGAACAUGUAUAAUUAAUUAUUACGUCCGGUGCACACGUUCUACGUUCAGUUCGAAUGCGAUCGAAUCGGAAAAGUUAAAAGUAGCACUGGCAUUUCAUUUUUGACAUGCCAAUUGAUUGCUAAUCGUCGGAUUUGGUGUGGCAGCCGAAAUACUCUGUCGAAAAUUUGAACCGUCAGUUUGGCGGUUUUCGGUCUAAACCUAGCAAUAAGUGCAAUUGGCAGUAAGAUCGAGACGUCAGCGCCAAAGCGUCAGCCAACGGAAACUGCUUUUAGACCAUCCAAUCAGCUCGUUUCUCUGAAUGGUUGACGGCAUUCUCUUGACACUAUUUGCAAGAUUUAAGACCGAAAACCGCCAAAGCAACAGUUCUUACGUUUCUGCUGAUUUCCAGCUUAACUUGUCCAACUAACGGCCGCUUAACCUAAUUUUACCCUUAGGAAUGGAUUGGCACUGUCAAAAUUGAAAUUCCAGUGCUGCUUAGAAUUUGAUCAAAAGUAGAGAGUUACCAGCAAGGGUUUCCAAGGCCUAGUUUCAGUCGAUCGACACACCACGUCUCUUCGUUAUGAUUUUGAACCCUGAAGUAGAAUCGCACACCAGGCAAGGUGCGUGCCGGAAAAGGCCUAUUAAUUCUUCCAAUAAAAAGUGACCCAACGUACGUACGAAUUAUAUCAUCUCUCCUUCUUUGGGUUUGAAGAAUGAAAAAAGAAAUUAAUGUUGGAAACUUGUCUCUUCCGAUGGUAACGAUAGAUUUUAAGCGCAAGCCCCUCAAUUUCUCCAGUCGGGCCAGUCAAUUUCCGCGUGUGGUGGGCACGUAUUAAUUAUUCUUGAUUCUUGUCCUUUUGCAUCGCCGCCACUCAUUCACACGCAUUUUACCGUUGUACAUAAUUAUAAAAUAAUACUGUCGCGCACACUGCUGGAAGGGCUUGUUGGUCUCGCUGUACUCUCUACUAGGAGAGCUUUCCCGAAGCGCCAUUUUUGGUCUCAAAUGGCUCUCGGAAAAGCUCGGACACUCACAUAAACACACACACACACACUCAACAUGAUCUCGAUGCACGAAUAUGACUAUAUUAAUCGAAAGUUUGUAAUAUUUUUUUAUGCGCGUGCGACCUGAAAAUCGCACGCUGACAAGCAAGAUCUGCCCCGGCCCGUAGCGGUUGAUUCGACUCUAAUCUCACGCACUUUUUCUCGCUCGCGGCAACGCAAACAAAAGUGACUUUUUGCCAGCACCGGCUACUCUCCGGGCAUCGAAACGAAUUAUGAAGAGAAAAGAACACAGCGUUUACUGUUCAUAUUGAAGUAAUCACGUAUAAUUACAUUUAAACAUCUAGAUUAGUUGCAGGCGUUGCGAGCCCAUUUUCUUACUCUUUAUAAAUGCAUUCAUUAUAAUAGCGUUUAAUGCACAACUUAGAGCUUCUAUAAUUUUUAUUUUUUAUUUAGAAAUAUUAUAUCUACACUUACCUUGAUGAUAUUUGCCAAUGAGCAAAGUGAUUGUUGCGCGGGUGGAAUCGUGCAAUUAAAUUUUAGUUUGUCGAUUAUUUUUAGGUUUUUUCGCCCCUCGUCACGGAUCUACUUAUACACACACUCACACAAUUCUAUACCGUAGAUUUUAAUCAAAAUUAAGAGGUGAAAAAUACUCGUUAGCGAUUUUUGUAUUUUCCCAGAUGGUGAAAAACAAAACAUUUGAAACGACCGACGCCAUCAGUCAUGGAUGUACAGUCUUGUAAACUGCUUAGCUAAAUUACUAUAUUUGAGGAAAAACAUCAUAAAACAACACACAUUUUUGGUGUCACUAGUGAAACAUUUAGCGAUUCUCCUAUUUUUAAUAAAGAAGCGAGUGCUUAGUAUGGAUUUUAGUGCAAACGAUGAUGAGACUAACAUAUUUACAGGACAAAGGCUCUCAUCUGAAUGUAGUUAAAAUCCUUUGACGACUCUUCUAUUCUCUAUCGUUCUCUGUGGUGUAUAAUUUUUAUAUCAGAAAAAAACAUAACGAGUUACACACUUGCAACUUAUAUAAGACGACGCGACUUCACAAACCAACGUGUAUAUUGAAGAAAAAGAAUUGUUUCGCGAUGAUUAACGUGGCUUCGUAGUUUAUGAGGACAAAAUAAAAAUGCUUUGUAUAACAAUGGAGAUUUCUGGGAAAAGAAUUAGUUGUCUUGUAACCGAUUUUUGGAAUAAAAAAGAAAGCAGUCAUUAUUACUAAGAUUGGAUUUACCUACAUUGUAUUUGUAGAAAAAUAACAAAUGAAAACAAAUAAAGUGCUAAAUAAAUUUAGAAAAA